AUGCUUCGCAAUGGUUCGUCGUUGCUGUCGUUGAAGGCGAUCCAUGCAUCAUCAACAAGAACAAGAACUUUGAGGAAGAAGAGUUUUGGUUUUUUCAUCAAUCAAUUCUAUGGGGUGAAAACAUGUUCAUCAUCCUACUCACGGGCAUUACGGAAUAAAGAUCAUCAAGAAUCAAGGCAACUUUUCAAUCCUGUUAUUUCCGACCACACCAUUCAUGGAAAUCCAAAUAUCUCUUACGUUGGAAACAGCAGCAACAACCACCACAAUUUACGGAAUAUUUCUUUUCAGUUGAAUAAGAAUGAAAAAAUUCCCAAUCAUUUUGAUUAUGUGGUGAUUGGUGGAGGCUCGGGAGGUAUUGCCUGCUCAAAACAACUCUCUCUGGCCUCAAAUUCCAAUACAAAAAUUUGUUUAAUUGAUUACAGAGAUCCAUCCAAUCAUUGGCUUUCGGAAAGGAAUGGCAAGUUGAAUGGCUGGUUAUGGCCACUCGGUGGAACCUGUGUCAAUAUUGGAUGUAUCCCAAAAAAGUUAAUGCACAAAGCGGCACAAAUUGGAGAAACCAUUUCUCGUGACGCUGCUGAAUUUGGAUGGAAAGCAAAGAGCGAGCAACAUGAUUGGAAAACUCUAGUUUCCAAUGUACAAAACUAUAUCAAAUCUCUGAAUUUUGGAUAUCGAACAGCCAUGACACAUACAUAUGCUUUUGAUGCCCAAGAUUCAUCACAAAAAAAGCUCUACUAUCUCAACAUGAAAGCCAAAUUUAUCAAUGACCAUACGCUGGAACUAACGGACCCAAGAAAGCAAACAACACGUACCAUUACAGCCGAUCAAAUCAUUAUUAGUGUUGGAGGCGCUCCCAAUAUACCGAGCGAUGUACCAGGUGCUAAAGAAUAUUGCAUUACUUCAGAUGAUAUUUUCUCGUUACGAGAGGCACCAGGAAAAACACUAGUGAUCGGAGCUUCAUAUAUUGCUUUAGAAACUGCAUCAUUUCUUAGAGGUCUUGGCUACGAUAGCACUGUCAUGAUACGAUCGAUACCAUUGAGAGGAUUCGAUCAAGAAUGUGCUUGGAAAAUUGUGGAUGGUAUGAAAGACAGAGGAACAAAAUUUUUGGAGCGAUGCAUUCCUAUCAAGAUUGAAAAGCUCGACCAAGGAGAAGUUGGUGACGAAUAUUUGGUGCAUUACAAAAAUCUUGACAAUGGAAUGAUUCAAACUGAAAAAUUUAAUACCGUCAUGUUUGCUGUUGGACGAAGGGCUGUGACCUCUGAAUUGAACAUUUCGUUGGAUAUGGAUGAAAAUGGGAAAAUUAUUGUAAAUGAACGAGAAGAAACAUCAAAAAAACAUAUUUAUGCUAUUGGAGAUUGUAUCAAUAGAAAAACCGAGCUCACACCAGUCGCUAUUAAGGCUGGUACACUUUUAGCGAAUCGACUUUGCUCUGCUGGAGAAGAACUGAUGGACUAUGACAAUGUACCAACCACUAUUUUCACACAUCCCUAUGAGUAUGGUUGUUGUGGAUUAUCUGAAGAGGAGGCCAUUGCUCGUUUUGGAGAAGAUCAAAUCGAUGUGUACAUUUCGAGCUAUGCUCCUAUUGAACAUUCACUUGCUCAUCGAGAUGAGAACAAAACUUUUAUGAAACUUAUUUGUCACAAAACAAAUGAAAAUACUGAGAGAGUGAUUGGAUUUCAUUAUGUGGGAGACAAUGCAGGUGAAAUUACAAUGGGAGUUGCAGUUGCUAUGAAAAGUGGAGCAACCAAACAAAAUUUUGAUCAUACCAUUGGUAUACAUCCAACUGCUGCAGAAGAAAUGACACUAUUAACCAUUACGAAACGAUCUGGAAAAUCUGCAGAAAAAGCAGGAUGCUGA
Naegleria fowleri is the source of this 1854-nucleotide messenger RNA. RefSeq lists its product as uncharacterized. Gene Ontology annotation, cellular component: mitochondrion; cytosol. The transcript is spliced from 2 exons. Gene Ontology annotation, biological process: cell redox homeostasis; glutathione metabolic process; cellular response to oxidative stress. The record is from RefSeq and is a predicted model, not a curated record. Bases 1 to 1854 code for a protein of 617 amino acids. Gene Ontology annotation, molecular function: glutathione-disulfide reductase (NADPH) activity; thioredoxin-disulfide reductase (NADPH) activity; flavin adenine dinucleotide binding. NCBI's taxonomy places the organism in Eukaryota, Heterolobosea, Eutetramitea, Acrasida, Naegleriidae.